GGCAUAAGUUAGUGUGAAAAUGGGGCAAAAAAGGGAGGAGAGACGACCCCAAUCCUCUCCACCAAGAAGCAGAGGCCGAAACACCGCCACCACCCCACGAUCACCACAACGGCCGCGCGGCUCCAGAGUUUCUCCUCCGUCGUCUUCUCUCACCGACCAAACCACCACCGACUUCAUCACUGAAUUCGAAGACCUCCGAAUCACACCCAAUUCCGACUAUAACCCACGAAGCUUCCCUUACAGUGUGAAGCAACAAUGCUGGGAAAAGGCAGAGAAAGUGAAGGGGAGAGACCCUAGUCGUUGGAGGAGGGACCCACUUGGGAACAUCAUUUUCCGCAAGCUUGUUGGUUGUCCUGGUUGCUUAUGCCAUGAUUAUGACCACAUUGUUCCUUAUUCCAAGGGGGGGAAGAGUACGUUGGAGAAUUGUCAAGUUUUACAGGCUACUGUUAAUCGCUCAAAAGGGAAUCGUACUGACAUAUCCAGAGCAGAUCUGAUUAAAAGAAGUUCCUAUUGCCGAGUUUCAGGCCGUGACAUGGACCUCUUUGAAUUGUCCGCGUUUGGUAAUGUUCGUAGAGGAGAAGAUUCAGGUGGAUGUAAAAUUAUGUAACAAGUGUGAAUCGAGGUUAUGACCAAGAGGUUCUAAAGUUUUAUGUUUGUAAUGGAAUAAUGGUCAUUAGGUUAGUUAAGUAUUCACUAGGAGAUUAUCGUUAUCUGGCAGUGGCACCUAUCAAACGUUGUGUAUAUAGAGCAUGAAUUUGUAAAAGAUUGAAUUCACACUUGCAAAAUUAAUUCAGAGAUUGUUUCUUGAAUUCCA
Messenger RNA from Spinacia oleracea (spinach), 814 nucleotides. RefSeq lists its product as uncharacterized. Gene Ontology annotation, molecular function: endonuclease activity; nucleic acid binding; zinc ion binding. The coding region runs from base 20 to 607 and encodes 195 amino acids. The transcript has 4 exons. Lineage: Eukaryota; Viridiplantae; Streptophyta; Magnoliopsida; Caryophyllales; Amaranthaceae. The record is from RefSeq and is a predicted model, not a curated record.